AUGCUCAAAAAUGGUCUAGUGGUGCCACCAUGGCAAACAUCAGAACAGAGGAUAAUUGAGCAAGCAUGUGCAAGUUUGGAAAUACCCUUGGAAAGCAUCAUUCCAAUUCCUCACAAUCAGGAAAUUGGUAUUCCAUCUUCAACUCCGGAUUUCGCUUCCCAAAUCGACCUUUCCGCGGCAAUCGUAUCAAAUGGUGAUAUGUCAACUUUGAAUCAGAUCCGGCAAGAUAGCCAGGCCAGCCAAACCACACCAUUUGAUUUGGUUGACUGGACCGAGUUCCCAUCAUCAGAACCAUGGGAGCUCAGCCCUUCUGACUGGCCGUGGCAGAUAUUGAGUGGUUUCUCGAGCGACCCAGCCGACGGUCUAGUCAUACCAAAAGAGCCCUUGAUACUGGAAGAUUUUCCAGCAGACCAACGCCGGGAUGACCUUCCGAGCGGCCUACCUGAAUCAAACGAAACAUCAGAUGACGAUGGAGACACUGACAUCGCUCCUGGUCUAGCGGCUCGACUUGGCUCCCUACACAUUGCCGCAGAUGGUAGACUGCGGUUCUACGGCACUGCAUCAAACUAUCAUUUUCUGCUCGGAAACCAAGAUUUGUUACCUGUGAACGAUCACACCUUCCUGGAUAUCAGGCGCGAGGCUGUGUUGGCCCUCGAACACGCUAAACUAGAUCGUGAAGUCCCCUUGCGCUUAGAGGAUGAAUUGAUUGAUCUCUUCUUCAAAUGGCACAAUCCUUGUCAUGCCACCAUCGAUCAAGUUACUUUUGACCUGGCUCGAGUCCAAGAUCGCAGCGGUCAAUCAACAUUCUGCUCACAAUCUCUCAUUGCUGCUAUAUGCGCAAUAGGAGCAGCGUUCAAAGGACGUUAUCAUCAAUCUUUCAUCACAUAUCCUCAGUCCUUGGCUGAUUUCUUCGCGGCUAAGAGUAAGGUUCUUCUGGAGAUUGAGCUUGAUAGCCCAUGCGUAUCGACAGUACAGACUCUUCUUUUACUAAGCAGCCAUGAAGCAGGGGGAGCUCGAGAUGCUCGUAUGUGGUUAUAUAGCGGAAUGGCAAUGCGACUCGCUUUCGACCUUGGAUUGCACGUCGAUGUGGACCCAUACGUAGAACAGGGAACGUUUACCGCUCAGGAAGGAGAAGCACGCAGGACCACGUUCUGGAGUUGUGUGGUAGUCAAUCAUCUCUGGAGUUUCAGUUUAGGACGCCCAUUCAGAGUUGACAGUGAAGAAGUGACGGUCAAAAGACUACCACGAGCUCGAUCCUCCACAAACUCAGAGCGUUGCAUCGACUCUUUAAUUAGUUCCGCAAUGAUCUCACCGCCUAUCGAGGUCUCUCAAAAUGGCAAUGAAACUUUAUAUCUUGUUGUAGAGCAAUGGGUGUCAUUUUGCGAGCAGCUAGCUCCACUUGUUCGGAUCCUGUAUGGCUGUGCCAAAAUCUCACAGACCACAUUACAAGAGCUUUCUAUGCAAACUACGAACCGUCUAUCGAAGUGGCAAGAGGCAAUUCCCGAUGCCAUCAAAAUCUCUCCAGACAAGACGGCUCUUCCUCAUGUUCUUCUCCUUCAUAUGGGCUAUCAUAACUUUUGUAUUCUUAUUCAUCGACCCUGGACAUCCAAGGCCUCGCUACCGAGGGGCAGACUCGGCCCAGGCUACCAACACGCACGAACCAUUUGUCGACAAUCGGCUUCUGAGAUAGCAUCUCUUUUACGAAAAUACGAGGCCAGCUAUACUUUACGCACUAUGAAUGUUUAUAUUGUUACUAUUAUCUUCUCUGCGUCGGUCAUCCUAAUCUUUGGCCUGAUCGCGGAAGACAUGCCACAAGGGUCACAAAGUGAGAAUGAAAAGCUCAAGAUUGCUGGGGAUCUCAGCACUUGUUUUAGGACACUAGAUGAGCUUUGCCAGUCCAUCGAGUGCGCAAAACGAACUCGUGAUUUCCUGCUUGCAAUUCAGAAACGUUGGACCCAGUCAAAACGUGACCCUCAGCUAGGCUUGAAGCGGAGAAACCAACCACAAGAUCACGGGAAAGAUGUUUCACAGAAAAAGACCAAGCACCAACAGAAAGUAUGA
Exophiala bonariae is the source of this 2061-nucleotide messenger RNA. RefSeq lists its product as uncharacterized. Gene Ontology annotation, molecular function: zinc ion binding; DNA binding. The transcript is spliced from 6 exons. The record is from RefSeq and is a predicted model, not a curated record. Bases 1 to 2061 code for a protein of 686 amino acids. NCBI's taxonomy places the organism in Eukaryota, Fungi, Ascomycota, Eurotiomycetes, Chaetothyriales, Herpotrichiellaceae. Gene Ontology annotation, biological process: DNA-templated transcription.